AUGACAAGUGAAUGGAAAAAAGGAAAAAAAGAAGGUAAAAACACAAGGGAGCUCGAAUCAAAUACCAGUCUUUCUCGUACUGCAUCGACUCAAUCGAACUCUUUCGCCUCUGAAGAAGCGCGAAGGGACGCAAUCCUCCGCCACCGCGCGCCGGAAAAUUCUCCUUCGUCUGCAUCGCUGAACUUCACUUCCACCAUUUCGCCUACGGGCGCAUCAUCCAGACCAGCGUCCUCGGGCUGCUGGAGGAGCGAGACGCGGAGCGCGUUUCCACGAGAUGGAGAGGCGUGCGGGUGGGGCGGCGACGCUGCGGGUCCCGAUAGGGUAAACCCUCGGCGCCUCUGCGUCCAAGGAGUGCGGUACGAUGGAGGGCGAGCUAAGAUCGCCGGAAUCUGA
Striga asiatica is the source of this 393-nucleotide messenger RNA. The record is from the annotation of a GenBank genome assembly. NCBI's taxonomy places the organism in Eukaryota, Viridiplantae, Streptophyta, Magnoliopsida, Lamiales, Orobanchaceae.